GUGUGAGUGUUAAGGGUGAUGGUGAGGGUGGGGAUCCUCCUAACACACAGAGGGGGAAGUCCCGCACCAAACAGCGACAUCAUAUCCAAAUUAGCUUCCAUGCAGAAAAACAGGACCGUUUCUCUCACACCGUUGUCUUCAAAAACAGAUUCUCCCUUCGUCUCACAGGAGUGAGGGCCUCUGGGGGGCGAUGGGUAAAAGAUGCAAAGAGGGUGAGCAGCUAGAUGCCUUGACCAGAUCAUGUGUCCCCUGUCGCAUAUUAUGUCAGCAACUGCCUGCAUCCCCCAGUUGUGCCGUUUACUGUGAGCCUGCACUCUGCAGGGCUAAGCCCGGCCACUACUACGACAGGCUGGUGAGGAGAUGUAUGAAGUGUGCAGACAUUUGUGGUAAACAUCCAGCAGAGUGCUCCCCACACUGCCCGACUCAGUCACCUCUGACGGCGACCAAAAGACUCCCUUCUGAAGUUAGCAAGCAGGCAGUGAACACCAAGCCACCACUAGGACCUUUGGACCCUGCCAUCCAAUUGUACGCCCUCCUAGGUUUAUGCACAAUACUGCUGCUUUCCAGCCUGUGUCUCGCCUUGGUUGUGUUUCUGAGGAGAGGAAAGGCCAAAAACUCAAACACCAAACCCACAAGUACCAAAAACCAGAAGCAGACGAGUGCUGUUCAGCCAGGACAGGAGUCUGGCUUUCCAGAGAGUCAGACCGAAAGAAGCCUCAAAGAUUGUCCGUCCAGUUCAACUUAUCCCCCCUGCCGUGAGUCAUCAGAGGACUCCUACCCAACGGAGACCUGCGUGUGCGUCCACUGUUUCCCUGACCUGAGGGAGCUCAGCCAGGACAGCAACAGACGGCAGAGGCCAUCCUAUUCAUUCUACCAGCAGGGCAUCCUUCAUACAGCCCACGUCCAAAACGGGGGUUCCCUGUGGACGGGGGCAACCUGAGCGCCUCAGGUCCAAAAGCACAGCAGGAGGCAGCAGUGGGAUGAGGUCCGUCUGCAAAACUACAGCUGGAGGAUUUCUACUUGGGAUAUUGGAGGUUGCUAGUUAAUGCACAGUUGACUGAUAAGGGAGUGCUCAGCGGUAAAAGGCAGAACUUUGUGGUGACCUGCAAUAUUUUAGGCCCAAAAAGCAACCAUGAUACUUUGUUCAAACUAAGAUCUAACUAGGACUAUGGCAGACACAUAAAACAAACUUUUAAGGUUUUGAGGUUUUACCUCAUGUUUCUCAAAGCGUAACAUCUGCUCUGACAUUUUUCUGUAUAGUUUUUUCAUGACGGCACUUAAAAUACAGUCGAGGAGCAACAGGGCAACUCUGGUUACACUGGCUUGCAACGACAUAAAAUAUCACAUUUUGUCACGCUGCAAACACAGACUUAGUGGAUUUUAUUAAGAUUUUUGUGGCAAACCAACAAAAACGAGUAAUUAGUGAAGCGAGCGUAAUAUUUGCCUAAAUGCAAUAAAGUGGACCCCCCGCCCAUUUUGACAUUUAGUAUUCACAGAGUCACAUUUCUUUGGACAUAACUCCAAAUUUGUGAAAGAUUUGCUGAUUUUUUCCCCCUGGAGCAUGUCUUAAAUAUUCAAAAUAAAAAAGAUUUUGGGAAGCAGAAAUACUUUGACAAUGCUACUUGACAUGCAAACUAGCCAAUCCAGGAGCACCAUUAAUUUUACUUGCCACUGACUGGAAGCCCCCCGCCCAACCCCUCCAAGAAUAAAUAUAAGGAAGACAGUAGAUGCUAGCAUCUGGGAUAAUGCUAAGAUAUAUUAAUGUAUAUGAAGGUAUAUUCAAUUUUUAGACCAUUGAAAUAGGCAAUUAUAAAUGUUUUUGAUGGAGAGUCUGAAGUAUUCACAGAUUUUAAGUAUUCGCAGGUGGUUUUAGUCCUCUCCCAAUACCACAGGUCAACUGUACCCAACGUUUGGCAGCAUUUUUUUCCUCAAAAUCCCAAUAAAUCAUGCUAAAGUUAUUGUUUUAACGAGACAAAUUGUGAGAAUAUUGCUUCUGUAAAGAUUUGCUUGAUGUCAUUCAGUUUGUUUUCAACGGUUCAACUCUAUGUAAAGUGCUUUGCUACGUUUUCGUAGGCAUUUGCUUGUUUGCCUGAGAAAACGAAACAUGACAAAUAAAGAGAAUCCCACUGAGUGGUAA
Xiphophorus maculatus (southern platyfish) is the source of this 2137-nucleotide messenger RNA. RefSeq names its product TNF receptor superfamily member 13B (gene tnfrsf13b). NCBI's taxonomy places the organism in Eukaryota, Metazoa, Chordata, Actinopteri, Cyprinodontiformes, Poeciliidae. Bases 191 to 940 code for a protein of 249 amino acids. Gene Ontology annotation, cellular component: plasma membrane. The transcript is spliced from 5 exons. The record is from RefSeq and is a predicted model, not a curated record.